GAUGAUAAGCUGAGCAGUAAUAAUGACUUGUUUAACCAUAUUUUUAAUAGUGGCGAUUCCUUUAGCAAUAUUAAAAAUAUAUUGGAAAUUAAAUACCAGAUGGAAUAGAUCCUAUAAGUGUUUAAUAGGUAAAACUGUAUUAGUGACUGGUUCUAACACAGGUAUUGGAUAUUAUACGGCUUUAGAUUUUGCAAAAAGGGGCGCAAAAGUAAUAUUAGCUUGCAGAAACAAAAUAAAAGGUGAAGAAGCUCAAAGACAAAUAAUCAAAGAAACGAAUAACAAUAAUGUUAUAUUAAAAGUAAUCGAUAUGGAAUCAUUUGAAUCCGUUCGAAAUUUUGCUAAUGAUUUUAAUCGAGAUGAAGAGCGUUUAGAUAUUUUAGUAAAUAAUGCUGGUAUAUCCAGUUCAGAUUAUAUGACGGAAGAUGGAUAUCCGGUUAUUAUUCAAGUAAACCAUUUAUCACCGUUUUUAUUAACACAUCUUUUAAUAAAUAAAUUGCACAAAGCGGGUCAUAGUCGAAUUGUAAAUGUGGCAUCUAAUAUGGUACAAACGGGAAAGUUCGAACCGAAAAAUCUUGGUCUUCCUGUGAAAAUACCACAUAAAGCAUAUCGAUUAGGUCAGUAUUAUUCUGAUUCUAAGUUAUGCAACGCUGUUUGUACAAUAGAAAUGAAUAAACGGCUCAAAAAUACCAAUAUUAUUGUUAACGCACUUCAUCCAGGUGUUAUUAUAACCAAUAUAUUCGAUAAUCAACCUAAAUUUGUUAGCUCAAUUGUAUAUUCACUUAAAUGGCUUUUCAAGACUAUCGAAGAAGGUGCUCAAACAACGUUAUAUGUUGCGCUUUCAGAAGAUGCUGGAAAAUCAGGUGGACGAUUUUUUAAUAAUUGCAGGGAUGUCGGACAUUAUAAAAACGCUACCGAUCCGGAUUUUGCGCGUCAAGUUUACGAAAAAUGUGAAAAAUUAGUUGGUCUAAAACCAGAAGAACAAAUUAAAUGAUAACAUUUUAAAUAAUAACGAAUUUGACGCUCGUUUUAUUUAUUGAAGUAUUUAUUAAAAAUAUACU
Messenger RNA from Onthophagus taurus, 1058 nucleotides. RefSeq names its product dehydrogenase/reductase SDR family member 13-like. The record is from RefSeq and is a predicted model, not a curated record. Lineage: Eukaryota; Metazoa; Arthropoda; Insecta; Coleoptera; Scarabaeidae.